GAGACACAUCUGCAGCAUCGCCCAGUCAGAGGCGCAGAAGCUAAACGCGUAGCUGAGCAAAACCAGCGGAGGAUUGAAAGUUUAGCCGAAAAGCGAUAACAAGUCUUUACUCACUUAAAUCAACAAACUACAGCUACAAUGAGUUCUAAAACUCCUAAAAACGAGCCAAAAACAGUGGCUAUCAAGAAAAGGUCCCGAGUCCCUGGUGUAAUGAUAACUCAGUUUGUAGAGCAACUUCCACCGGGAAAAUCCAUACCCGACUUUGCCCGAAAACCAAUGACUACAACUGUUCAAGAGGGUAAAAAAGCCUUUUUUAAGGCUAUGGUGAGUGGAGAGCCACCACCAGCCGUUACAUGGGGCCGCACCAAAGGUGAAAUGAAUGACCCGGAAAAGUACAGCACCAGAUAUGAUGAAAGAUCUCGGGAACAUGUUCUUGAGAUACUCAGUGUAAAACUUGACGAAGCGGACAGUUACAAGUGCUUCGCAACCAAUGAGUAUGGACAAGCAGUCUGUGCCGUCACACUGAACGUCAAUGAAGCCUUCAACAAGAAAACCCAAAACGCAAAUGGGUCAAAGGAGCCGGCCACACAAAAUUUCAGAGCAAUGCUUAAGAAAACAACUGUAGUCACCAGAAAAAAACAACUCCCUGUACAAAAAGAGGGAGAAAUUGAUCCUAAACUCUUGGAACUGCUUUUGAGUGCACAUAAGAAAGAUUAUGAAAGAAUCUGUUUGGAGUUUGGAGUUACCGACUUUCGCUGGUUACUGAAGAAACUCAAGCAGAUGAAAAAGGAGAGGGAAGAUGAGCAAUCAAAGGUUGUAGAAAAGCUGGAAAAUGUGAAACAAAUUGAAAUGAAAUCAACUGGACGAGCUGAAUUUAGCUUCGACAUGAAACUACGAGAUCCCAACAGUGCAGUUAAUUUAUACAAGGAUGGGACAAUGAUUCAAUAUGAUGAUGACAAAAACUCGAAGCACAGCCUUCAGAAAACAGACACAAACUAUCUUUUCAGCAUCAAAGACCCUCAGCAAGAGGAUGCUGGAUUUUAUCAGGUUGAUGUUGAAGAGACCAAUGUUCUUACAACUGACUUUCAAGUACCGGAUGUGGGGUUUGAGGCAAAACUUAAGGACACUAAGGUCACUCUAAAUAAGGAUGCCAUCUUCCAGUGUGUUUUGUCAACACCACUCAACAAAAUUACUUGGUCAAAGGAGGACACAUCACUUGAAUCUGGUGGUAAAUAUGAGAUCACCAUCUCAGAGGACAAACUUACUCACACACUGCGGAUAAAGGAUUGCCAGUUGGCGGAUAAGGGAACAUACUAUGCCAUUGCUGGCAUUACCUCCAGCAGUGCCUCACUUGCAGUCCAAGAUGAUUCAAGUGGACGUAAGAGCACCAAGGCCAGUGACAAGACUAAACAGGUGUCAGAGCAGCAGCUGAAGUUUCCAGAAGAAGGCACUGAGAAUGAUGAUUCAGAUAAAUCAGACAAAGUUGCACAGGGAAACGUAGAUGAUGGCAAAGGACGAGAUGGAGGGGGUGGGGAUGAUGGUAAUGGUGAAGGAAUUGAUGACGGAACAGGCAAAGAAAAUGAUGGAGACAAGGGUGAUGAAGAUAAGAGCACAACAGAUGAUGGCAGUGAUAAGAACAAGAAAAAAUCCAGAGCUGCUCUUUUGGGUGACGACUCUAUGUUAGAUCGCAGAGCUCAGUUUGUCCGAGGAUUGUCAGAUCUGAAUGCCAAAGUUGGGGAACGAGCAGAGCUGUCCUGCAAACUAAAUAAUGAGACUUCUGAAGGACGCUGGUAUAAAAAUGGAAAGCUGCUGACAGAGGAGGAUGGUGUAAAGAUAAUCAAAGAUGGAGCCUGUCACAUACUGGUGAUUGAAUGCUGUAAAGAAGAUGACACUGCUGUGUACCGCUUUGAAGCCGAAGGGCGCAAAUCAGAGGCAACGCUGAAUGUUCAAGACCCACCACGAAUUGAUCCUGAUGCACUAGGCAAAUUCACAAAUCCAGUCAUUGUUAGGGUAGGAGAGAAUGCCGAAUGGAAGCUGCCAUAUACUGGUGGAGCACCAAUGAACAUACAGUGGUACAAGAAUGAUGACGAGCUUCUACCGGCCAUCAAUGUAAAAAUUGACAAAUCUGACAAUGAGAGCCAGCUGCGCCUUACCAAGUGUCAAAGGAAAGACACUGGAGAAGUCAAGAUCAAAAUAAAGAACGAGUUUGGCGUCAUAGAAGCAGUGUCAAAGCUUAUAGUACUUGACAAACCAACACCCCCACAAGGCCCUGUAGAGAUAGUAGAAAGUGCUGUAACUUCUGUUGAAUUCAAAUGGAAACCACCUAAAGACAACGGUGGUUGUCCGAUCACAAACUAUAUCAUAGAACGGCAACAAGUUGGUAGAAAUAAGUGGUCAAACCUUGGAGAGAUCCCUGGCAACCCUAGCUACAAAGACACUGAUGUGGAUCCUGGCCGAAGAUACUGCUACAGGAUCAGGGCCAAGAACGCUGAGGGCAUCAGUGAUUACCUGCAGACAGCGGACAUACCAGCUGGUGUAUUAUCUUAUCCUGGACAACCAUCAACACCCAAAGUGGUGAGUGCCUUCAGAGACUGCAUCAACCUGUCAUGGUGUCCACUGUGUGAUACAGGGGGAACCAAAAUAUUGGGAUACAAUUUAGAGAAGAACAAGACAGGCACAAAUUACUGGAGCCUUGUAAACCAAAAAGGGCCAAUUACAGAUACAAAGUUUGCAGUGAAAGAUGUCUUUGAGGGUGCUGCAUAUCGAUUCAGAGUGUCUGCCAUCAAUCUAUCUGGCGCUGGAGAACCCAGUAUCCCAUGUGAGGCAGUUAUUGCAAGAGAUCCCAAGAAACCUCCGGGGAAAGUGACAGACCUUAAAUUAACAUCCUCCAGCUACACAACAUUUUCAUUGUCUUGGACUAAACCCAAAGAAGUGAAAGGCAUAGAAGAUGAGGCCCAGGGUUAUUAUGUGGAGAUCAGACCAAUAGAGAGCCUUGAAUGGACGCGCUGUAAUGCCACUCCAAUUAGUUUAACUUCCUACACUGUGCUGGGCCUCAAAGCCAUGGCUGCAUACUGGGUGAGAGUAAUUGCCACAAAUUAUGGAGGGGAUGGAGAACCUCAAGGCUUUGAUAAUUACCUCAUUGCCAUGCCACCUCCUGUGAGGCCAAGGUUUAAGGACCGCAAUAUGAAGACUUUGAUGGUGGUAAAAUCUGGAAAUACUGUUCGACUCAACAUCAAUUUUGAGGCUUCCCCGAUGCCUGAUAUCUCUUGGGUAAAGGAUGGAAUUCCUUUACUCAAACAUGUGACCAUAACCAACUCAGAUCGAGGAUCUCAGUUGUUAAUUCCCACAUCUGAGAGGUCAGAUAGUGGCAUCUACACAAUCACAGUGAAGAACAUUGUUGGUCAGGAAAGCUUCAGUGUGGAAAUCAGAGUUACAGAUGAUCCUAAGCCUCCAGGUCCCAUAGAGCUGGAUCAAAACAUUCCAGGAACGGUGACCCUCAGUUGGACCCCUUCUCCAGAUGAGAAAAGAGAUGACAGACUACACUACAUGGUAUCCAAGAGGGACUCCUUCAAACGCACUUGGAGGACAGUAGCUGACAACCUGUUCAACAACAAGUUCACGGUUGUCAACAUUAUGCCUGGACGGGAGUACUACUUCAGGGUGUUUGCGAAAAACGACAUGGGCCUGUCACCACCAUCUGAAUCCCCCAUGUUUGCUUUAAAAAAGGAAAAAGAAAAGUUCAAAGUUGACAUGCCUCAGAUGAAAGCCCUGGAUUUUCAAUCACCUCCAUCGUUCAUUAUUCCCCUAAAGAGACGCACGGCACCUAAAGGCUACGAAUGCGAAAUGAGCUGCGCCGUAAAAGGGAAUCCAGCUCCGCGUGUUACAUGGUACCACAACAACAUCAGCCUCAACACAAACACAAACUACCACAUAACAAACGUAUGCGGAGUCUGCUCCUUGCUCAUCCUACGAGUGGCACCCCAAGACAACGGGGAAUACAAAGUCAUCAUUGAGAACAAACUGGGGAGCGCAGAGUCCACAAUGACACUGAAUGUUAGAGAAUGAAGCGGAUCGGUAACAUCAAGAAUCAGCCUGAACUGAGAGAUUCCUCACUGCGCUUCAAAUCAAUGAUGGAAACUUAUAGGAAUUUUAAACUGCUACUCUUCUCAAUAACGCAGUCCAUCAGUAUUUAAACCCUACAAACAAACAUAUGAAUCUUCUAAUCUAUCAACGUUUGGAAAUCAUAAUAAAAAUGUGACGUUA
Fundulus heteroclitus (mummichog) is the source of this 4263-nucleotide messenger RNA. Its product is annotated as immunoglobulin-like and fibronectin type III domain-containing protein 1. The coding region runs from base 139 to 4065 and encodes 1308 amino acids. Gene Ontology annotation, molecular function: protein binding. The transcript has 24 exons. NCBI's taxonomy places the organism in Eukaryota, Metazoa, Chordata, Actinopteri, Cyprinodontiformes, Fundulidae. The record is from RefSeq and is a predicted model, not a curated record.